AUGAUCGACACAGGGCCGCCUAGUAUGCCGGCCAGCCCGGAGGAGGCCCCGUGCACCGUCUGCUGCUGCACGCUGACCAACAAGAUCCUGAUGGUGAUCUUCAUGAUCCUCCUGAUUCUGGCCAUACUCUUCGGCAACCUGCUGACUUUGGCGGUCGUCUUGGGAACCAAGCACUUCCGCACCCCGCAGGGCUACCUGAAAGCUUCUCUGGCGGUGGCCGACCUCGCCGUGGGCGCCUUCGUAGUGCCUCUGUCCGUCUACGCCGAGAUCUACCUCAUGGUCGGCGACUCGGCGCCCGAGUGGACGGCAUCCAGCUCGCAGUCGGUGAGCUUCCACCCCUGCACUGUCAUCGGACCAGUCUUCGCCGGGUGCACGCUGGUGUCCAUCACCACCAUCUUUCUAAUGACCAUCGAGCGUAGCAUCGCCGUGUUGAGGCCUCUGCACAAGGACUCGGUCAUCACGCGGAAACGGACCACCAUCCUGAUCGCGCUCUCCUGGCUGGGGAGUUUCUUCCUGGCCGUCUCGCCCUUGCUGUUCAGCCGCGAGAUCGUCCUGGAGUACAACACCUGCAGCCGCAUGUGCAACUACGCCUUGGGGACCAUCGGUCAGUUUCCCAGCCAGGCCUGGAAUAUCCUCCUGCUCUUUCCCGCCUUUGACUUCACCCUGCUAGGCGGAACGGUGGCCAUCAACAUCAUCUCGCUGUCCAGCAUCAGGCAACACUCAAAGCGCAGGAAGCACCUAGCGGAGGCCGAGUGCCAGAAAGCUAGCAAGCCCACCUUCUCCGACAUCAAGGCGGCGAAGACUAUUGGGACACUGACCGUGGCUUUCACCGCCUCUUUCACCCCGAUCGCCGUCUUUGUGGUGGGGAACGUUCUGGGCAACGAGUGGUGCAACUUCUCCUUCUUCGCCUUCUGGAUUUUGGCCACUAACAGUUGCUGCAAUGUGAUUAUUUACAGCGUGCGCGACCAGAAGUUUAGACUGUGUGUGCACAAGUUGCUACUCAGAGACGGCAACAAAAGCUGUAGACAAACUUGA
Messenger RNA from Nerophis lumbriciformis (worm pipefish), 1035 nucleotides. The record is from RefSeq and is a predicted model, not a curated record. Lineage: Eukaryota; Metazoa; Chordata; Actinopteri; Syngnathiformes; Syngnathidae.